GAAACACGUACACGCGUUUUCUGUUGUUUCGAGACACUGACAGAAAGAGAAAGACAAAGGAAAACAUGAAGCUUUUACUGCAAGUCGUUGGGAUAGUCGUGCUGGUGACGGCUGGAGUUAGAGGCCAGAGCAUCGACGAGUGCCUGCAGAAGGACAGCAUUUCCUGCGUUCAGAAGACGCUCUUCAGGAAAGCCAAGGAGUUCUUCGGAAGGGAGAGCUUCCAGCUGGUCAACGGGGUGAGUUUGGUCAAGGCCAAGGAUGAGGGAAGAGGAGCCAGAAGUGGAAAGGACCUGGUGUACGAGCAGGAGGUCGAGAAAGCUGCCGGUGUCGCCGAGAGACAGAGUGCACUGGAGAACUUUGUCGGGGAAGAGGUCAGCGAGUUCCUCACUGGACGCAGUUUAAAGAUCAACUUUGCCCCAGUUUUCCAGAAAAUCGGCGAAUCAGCCCGUGCCGUUAGCGGUUCUAUCCCCGCAGAGGUCAGACAGGCCGUCGACGAAGUCGUUGAAGGUCGAGGCAAGAAGAAGCUCCUGAAAACCAUCAUUCCCCUGCUGCUGGCGGUGAAGGUCAAGAUCGGCGCUCUGGCCACCCUGGCCUACUUCGGCAUCGCACUCCUGGCCAAGAAGGCAAUCCUGGCCUCCAUCAUCUCGAUCGCCAUCUCAGCUUUUAUCGGACUCAAGGCCCUCUGGGCUCACAAACACGCUCUGCACCACGAUACCACCGGCUACAGCGCUGGAUGGAGCUCGGGUGUCGGCGCAGGUUGGCCCGCUCCAGUGGCCUCCAGUGGAUGGUCGUCCGGAGGCUCCGGGUGGGAGGAUACUCACGGAGCUUACUCGGCGCAGAAUCAAGCGUACUCUGGGUACCAUCGUAAAUAGGGGAGAGAUUGAACUGCUGAUGGAUGAUUGAGAGAGUUAUCUCGUCUUCUUGCGGAGUUAUUUAUUUUUAGUACGGAAUGAUCGGCUGAUUAGUUUGACACGGUUAUUUAUUUUAUUUAUUCUUUUGAAAAAAUUGUUAGUAGAAUAGCAUUUUAGAAAAUUAGCAAUGACCGCACUACAAUGCCACGUUUGUUUUCGGUGGAAUUUGUCCGAAAUAGAUCGUCGAAUGAAUUAACUAGGACAAUUAAAUAAGUAGAUGAAAAAGUGUCAGACUGAAGCCGAUUCAUACGUAUAAGUUGACUAUAAUCAAAAGCCGAGAAGACGGCGUCUGAGUUUGAUACGUAAUGGAGAAAAAGAAUAUUUAUUAUAAUUAUUUCUAUUUAUUACUAUGAUAAUAUUAACACUAUUUAUCGGUGUAGCGCCGAGCGUUACACUUCAAUGUAAAUAACUUCACUUAUACCUCUAUACAAUUACGUAUAAUGUAACGAUUACUGUACCUUCUUUAUGUAUGCAUUCAAUUCACUGUACAUUGCGUUCAUCGAAGCGCGUCAUCGACAGACUGUGUCACAUUGUUGUAAUGUAUCCGUGUCACCUGUUCCAAACUAAGUUGCAACGUAGAGUAGCGACUCUUGACUCGUUCUCCUUUUCCAUACAAUUUUUCGGACAUCAUUAAGGUGCACUAGUUAACGUAGCGAGUCGUUUAUCCGACCGACUGUGCGCACUAUUACCGGCGUGGAUCAUAUGCAUUAUUAUAUUGUAUACACAGACGGGACGUUAUAGCAGAAUUGUUCAAUCAAACCGAGAGGCUAGUCGUUACCGUUGUCCUCCUUGUCUUACACUUAUAUACCUCCCAAUG
Molecule: messenger RNA, 1728 nt
Organism: Nasonia vitripennis (jewel wasp)
Lineage: Eukaryota; Metazoa; Arthropoda; Insecta; Hymenoptera; Pteromalidae
Gene: Osi6
Exons: 3
Coding region: 66-872 (268 amino acids)
Source: RefSeq, a predicted model, not a curated record